Molecule: messenger RNA, 967 nt
Organism: Penaeus indicus
Lineage: Eukaryota; Metazoa; Arthropoda; Malacostraca; Decapoda; Penaeidae
Exons: 4
Coding region: 43-636 (197 amino acids)
Source: RefSeq, a predicted model, not a curated record
CAGCUGGGUGGUUGGCUCGGCGCUCCUGCAGACGGAAAGAAAAUGAUGUGUAUGGACGAGAGGUUUGGCCUCCAAGCAGGAAAGUGCGUUGUCUUGUCCUUCGGGAUAAAUAACGAGUGGUCUUUUGAAGAUGAUGUCGAAAGGCUGGGAUGUAAGGUGUACGCCUUCGACCCCACCAUGGGUAAGGAGGACCACCAGAGAUCACCCAACGUCAGGUUCUUCAAGCUGGGCAUCUCAGACGUCGAGGGAAAGAAAGGGAUCGGUAUGAAUAAUGAUCCCCUGGACUUUAAUUUUCCCAAGACGUUCCCCGUCGACCGCUACGAGAACAUCGUCCGGCGUCUGGGACUCGAAGGCCGCGUCAUCGACUACGUCAAGAUGGACAUCGAACUCGCCGAGCUGGACGUCCUGCGCGACCUGCUGGACAACUCGCCUCGCCUCCUCAGGAACAUCAACCAAUUAGCUAUAGAAAUCCACCACGAUCUGAGACACGGAGACUUUGGCCCCAACAGCACCGCAAAAAAAUUCUGGCCAUUUUACCACAGGCUUCGGUGUCACGGUUUCUCCAUCAUUAGCUCUCGAGACCAAAUCUUGUGGCGGGAGGUGGUAUGGGCGCGUGACACUGCUGGCAUCCCGUGACAGCGACAGUGAAAAUCAUCAGUGGUGACGCGAGGCAGGAGUGACAGGAGAUACCGAAAAUAGUGAAUUAUAAGUAACAAGUAUUAGUAGAAAGAGUGUUAAACCUUGAGAAAUGAAGGCAAAAAAUAUCACCGUGAGUUUUAGUGCAAAGUGGCAUUGAAAUUAGCAGUGAUAAGUGAGUAAUGUGAGUCAUACCAAGCGUUGUAGUGGCAUAUGACAGUGAAGACGGAUUGUGCAAAUAGCAGAUGAUAUGACAGUGAUUGAGAUGAUACAAAAUUACAGCAAACCAGUUGGGUAAUUAUGUCAACAUCAACAAUUCUAACAGUGGAAA